AUGUCAACGUCGCCAGUCUCUGAUGGAAUUCUUAAAAUUGCUACACAAUACUCGAUUUAUUCUGGUUCUAUUAUAAUUAGUUUGGGAUUUAUUGGUAAUGUGUUGAAUCUUCUCGUUUUUACUCAAUUGAAACUAUUUCGAACUAAUCGAUGUGCAUUCUAUAUAAUCAUUGAAACAAUUUUCAACUUCAUUUAUCAGUUUGUCUAUAUUAGUUUAACUGUUUUAACAUCAAUAUAUGGAGAUGAUGCAACAGGACGUUCUUUCAUCUGGUGCAAACUAAGAUAUAUAUUAGGACAAACAUGUGGCCUCACUACUUUUUACAUGAUAUGUUUCACUGCUGUUGAUCAGUUCUUUUCGACAAAUCAUCGUUUCAAUUUAAGACAAAUGUGUACAUUGAGAUUAGGCCGAUAUUUUACUCUUGUAUUCAUUUGUUUUGGAAUCAUUCAUAGCACUGUACUUGGUUGUUCUUAUAGUAUUCAUUCAACAUUGGGUUGUGUUCUAUCGAAUUAUGUAUGGGUUCAGUACUCAACAUAUUUCUUUUAUCCAGUUUUAUUUGGUUUCUUACCUAUUGUAAUUGCAUCAUUAUUUAGUAUCUUAGCUUAUCAUAAUGUUCGUCGUAUAGUUCGACGACAACUACCAAUUGUUCGUCGUAGAUUAGACAAACAAAUAACAGCAAUGGUUCUGAUGCGUGUCAUAGCCUAUGUUUGCUUGGUAUUACCUUAUAAUGCUUAUCGUAUCUAUUCCAUUAAUUUUCCUACACCACGAAGUAUGCCUAUGGCAUAUGCAGUUGGUCGAUUGAUUCAAGCAAUUCUUCUGUCUAUGAACAAUACAAAUUUUGUUAUCAACUUUUAUAUCUUUAUAAUAUUCUCAUCACGUUUUCGUCGUCAAGUAAAAUUUGUGUUAGUAAAAAAAUGUUGGCAUCGAUGGAAAUAUUGGUGUUGUCACGUAAAUAAUCAAAUUGAACCUGACAACAAUAUCGAAGGACGUAAUUCACAAAUGGAAUCUGAGGAAAAUAUCUAA
This is a messenger RNA of Adineta steineri, 1020 nucleotides long. Lineage: Eukaryota; Metazoa; Rotifera; Eurotatoria; Adinetida; Adinetidae. The record is from the annotation of a GenBank genome assembly.